Myodes glareolus (Bank vole) is the source of this 5749-nucleotide messenger RNA. NCBI's taxonomy places the organism in Eukaryota, Metazoa, Chordata, Mammalia, Rodentia, Cricetidae. The record is from RefSeq and is a predicted model, not a curated record.
AUGUAUGACUUAAUGCAAAUGCAGCAGCCCACCGACGGAGGGAUAAGUCGUCCGCGACGACUGGCUCUAGACCUGGUUCAGGCCUCGCUGAAGGUGAGGGCAGAGGUGCCCGCGAGGGGCGGCUCUGAAAUGGCCGCUGGCUGGAGCUGUCUAAGAUGGCGGUCUCGUGCUCGGCUGGGGACUGGGCGCUCGCUGCGCUGCAGCUCACAGGUGACAUCCCGGGGCGAGAGGAAUCCGGAGGCCAGGGUGGGCUACGGCGUGAAGCGAGCCUCCGGGGGCGUGGCGGUCCGCGGGCAGCGCACACCGAUGGAGGGCCAACAAAUAGAACGCGGCUUUCGGGCGGGCACACGUCCCUCUGCUCAGUCCGCAGGCCCGCCCGAGGCCAGGCCACGAGGCCACGCGGAGCUCUCGGGGCACAAGGCCCGAGCGGGUCAAGGAGAGGAAAGGAAGCUGCUCUUGGAGGCAAGCGUGAGAUUCGGCCUCCAGAACAAAGCGCCGGCCCGGGGAGACGCGACGGCCCAGAGCCGCACACUCCCGGGGCUCCCAGCGCUACGCAAAAGCCCCGCAGCGCGCCGGCCCGCCGCCCUUACGCCACUGGCUUGGCCCCAGAGCCUUCGCGAAUAUGGCUUUGCGCACUGCGGCGGGGCUGCGCCGCAACCUAGCUUGCUCGGUGGCUCCUCCCCGCCGCCGUGCGCGGAUUGGUGGCGGACGGAAGCCCGGCUGCUGAUUGGACAGCAGAGAAGCCACUCGGGGAGGCUCCGGUGGGGCGGCCGCCCCGGAGUGAUAAGUUGGGCUUCAGACACGCCUCGGCGCCAGCAGCGAGCCGGAGCUCUAUGGAGGCGGCGGCGGUGGGGCGGAGGUUCCCGCUGCCAUGUUGUGGCCCCUCUCUUCCGGCGGCUUUCCACACGCGCCCUGUGGGAAGGGGUGAAAGGACGGGCGGAGGACAGAGCCGUCCCGGCGGCGAGUAGGGAGACCUUGGCCGGCCUGGCCCUGCUCGGGCCGCGCACGGCAGUGCGGCAACCACGGGCCACCGCCGGCUUUUCGUUUGUACCAUCCCCUCCCCUCCCCACCCCAUCCAUUAAUAUUAUUCUUUUGAAGAUUCUUCGUUGUCAAGCCGCCAAAGUGGAGAGUGCGAUCGCAGAAGGGGGUGCUUCUCGUUUCAGUGCUUCUUCGGGCGGAGGAGGAAGUAGGGGUGCACCUCAGCACUAUCCCAAGACUGCUGGCAACAGCGAGUUCCUGGGGAAAACCCCAGGGCAAAACGCUCAGAAAUGGAUUCCUGCACGAAGCACUAGACGAGAUGACAACUCCGCAGCAAACAACUCCGCAAAUGAAAAAGAACGACAUGAUGCAAUCUUCAGGAAAGUAAGAGGCAUACUAAAUAAGCUUACUCCUGAAAAGUUUGACAAGCUAUGCCUUGAGCUCCUCAAUGUGGGUGUAGAGUCUAAACUCAUCCUUAAAGGGGUCAUACUGCUGAUUGUGGACAAAGCCCUAGAAGAGCCAAAGUAUAGCUCACUGUAUGCUCAGCUAUGUCUGCGAUUGGCAGAAGAUGCACCAAACUUUGAUGGCCCAGCAGCAGAGGGUCAACCAGGACAGAAGCAAAGCACAACAUUCAGACGCCUCUUGAUUUCCAAAUUGCAAGAUGAAUUUGAAAACCGAACCAGAAAUGUUGAUGUCUAUGAUAAGCGUGAAAAUCCCCUCCUCCCUGAGGAGGAGGAACAAAGAGCUAUUGCUAAGAUCAAGAUGUUGGGGAACAUCAAAUUCAUUGGAGAACUUGGCAAGCUUGAUCUUAUUCACGAAUCUAUCCUUCAUAAGUGCAUCAAAACACUUUUGGAAAAGAAAAAGAGAGUCCAACUUAAAGAUAUGGGAGAGGAUUUGGAGUGCCUCUGUCAGAUAAUGAGGACAGUGGGACCUCGAUUAGACCAUGAACGAGCCAAGUCCUUAAUGGAUCAGUACUUUGCCAGAAUGUGUUCCUUAAUGUUAAGUAAGGAAUUGCCAGCAAGGAUUCGUUUCCUACUGCAGGAUACCGUAGAGUUGCGAGAACACCAUUGGGUUCCUCGCAAGGCUUUUCUUGACAAUGGACCAAAGACGAUCAAUCAAAUCCGUCAAGAUGCAGUAAAAGAUCUAGGAGUGUUUAUUCCUGCUCCUAUGGCUCAAGGGAGGAAUGACUUCUUCCUGGAGGGACCGUUCAUGCCGCCAAGGAUGAAAAUGGAUAGGGACCCACUUGGGGGACUCGCUGAUAUGUUUGGACAAAUGCCGGGUAGUGGAAUUGGUACUGGUCCAGGAGUUAUCCAGGAUAGAUUUUCACCCACGAUGGGACGACAUCGUUCAAAUCAGCUCUUCAAUGGCCAUGGGGGACACAUCAUGCCUCCCACGCAGUCGCAGUUUGGAGAGAUGGGGGGCAAAUUUAUGAAAAGCCAGAUUAGUUUGAGGCCUGCUCAGUCGUUCCUAAUGAAUAAAAAUCAGGUGCCAAAGCUUCAGCCCCAGAUAACUAUGAUCCCUCCCAGUGCACAGCCACCACGCACUCAAACACCACCUCUGGGACAGACACCACAACUUGGUCUCAAAACUAAUCCACCACUUAUCCAGGAAAAGCCUGCCAAGACUAGCAAAAAGCCACCACCAUCAAAGGAAGAACUACUUAAACAGACUGAAGCCGUUGUGACUGAAUAUCUGAAUAGUGGAAAUGCAAAUGAAGCCGUCAAUGGCAUGAGAGAAAUGAGAGCCCCGAAACACUUUCUUCCUGAGAUGUUAAGCAAAGUGAUCAUCCUGUCACUAGAUAGAAGUGAUGAAGAUAAAGAAAAAGCGAGCUCUUUGAUCAGUUUACUCAAACAGGAAGGAAUAGCCACAAGUGACAACUUCAUGCAGGCUUUCCUGAACGUGCUGGAGCAGUGCCCCAAACUGGAGGUUGACAUCCCCUUGGUGAAGUCUUAUUUGGCACAGUUUGCAGCUCGUGCUAUAAUUUCAGAGUUGGUGAGCAUUUCAGAACUAGCUCAACCACUGGAGAGUGGCACCCACUUCCCUCUCUUCUUACUUUGUCUUCAACAAUUAGCUAAAUUACAAGAUCGAGAAUGGCUAACUGAACUUUUUCAACAAAGCAAGGUCAAUAUGCAGAAAAUGCUGCCAGAAAUUGAUCAGAAUAAAGAUCGAAUGUUGGAGAUUCUGGAAGGAAAGGGAUUGAGUUUCUUAUUCCCACUCCUUAAAUUGGAGAAGGAACUGUUGAAGCAAAUUAAGCUGGAUCCAUCCCCUCAAACUAUAUAUAAAUGGAUUAAAGAUAACAUCUCUCCCAAACUUCAUGUAGAUAAAGGAUUUGUGAACAUCUUAAUGACCAGCUUCUUACAGUACAUUUCUAGUGAAGUAAGCCCACCUAGUGAUGAAACAGAUUCUUCCUCUGCUCCUUCCAAAGAACAGUUAGAGCAGGAGAAACAACUGCUGCUCUCUUUCAAGCCAGUGAUGCAGAAAUUCCUUCAUGAUCAUGUGGAUCUCCAGGUCAGUGCCCUGUAUGCUCUGCAGGUGCACUGUUACAACAGCAGCUUCCCGAAAGGCAUGUUACUUCGAUUUUUUGUUCAUUUCUAUGACAUGGAAAUUAUUGAGGAGGAAGCUUUCUUGGCUUGGAAGGAAGACAUAACUCAAGAGUUUCCAGGAAAAGGCAAGGCUUUGUUCCAGGUAAAUCAGUGGCUAACCUGGCUAGAAACUGCUGAAGAAGAAGAAUCAGAGGAAGAAGCUGACUAAAGAACCAGCCAAAGCCUUAAAUUGUGCAAAGCAUACUAUGAUGUAACUGCAUUUGACCUAACCACUGCGAAAAUUCAUUCCGCUGUAACGUUUUUCACAAUAUUUAAAGCAGAAGCACGUCAGUAAGGUUUCCUUCUGCAUAAGGUUUUUGUAGUGUGAUGUCUUAAUCAUAGUCUACCAUCAAAUACUUUAGGAGUAUCCUUAAUGUUUAGAUAGAAUAUUAGCAGCAUGCAAUAAUUACAUCCUAAGUUCUCAAGCAGAGGCAGUCUAUUGCAAAGACCUUCUUUGCUGCCAGUUACCAUAGGCUGUUUUUAAGUUAGAAAACUGAAUAGCAACACUGAAUACUGUAGAGAUGCACUUUGCUCAGUAAUACUUGAGUUGUUGCAAUAUUUGAUUAUCCAUUUGGUUGUUACAGAAAAAUUAACUGUAAUUGAUGGUUGUUGCCGUAAUAGUAUAUUGCCUGUAUUUCUACCUCUAGUAAUGGGCUUUAUGUGCUAGAUUUUAAUAUCCUUGAGCCUGGGCAAGUGCACAAGUCUUUUUAAAAGAAACAUGGUUUACUUGCACAAAACUGAUCAGUUUUGAGAGAUCUUUAAUGCCCUUGAAGUGGUUUUUGUGGGUGUGAAACAAAUGGUGAGAAUUUGAAUUGGUCCCUCUUAUUAUAGUAUUGAAAUUAAGUCUACUUAAUUUAUCAAGUCAUGUUCAUGCCCUGAUUUUAUAUACUUGUAUCUAUCAAUAAACAUUGUGAUACUUGAUGUAGUUGUACAUGACUUCAAAUAGUACCUCCAAAGUUAUGGAAAAUUGUUCAUUUUGUUUUGAGGUAUGGACUUACCUCAGUUUAAGAACUUGGGAAUUUUAACUUCAUAGUCUUAACACCAGUGCUAUUUAGUAGUGAUUCACCCUGUAAGCAUUAUUAAGUUAUACUUUUAGAGUGUUCAGUUUUUCACCCUGUUUCUGUCAGUCUUGUAAUGCAAGCUGUCAACUUGAUCUGGAGCUGCCUUUACUGUUAGAGACUUUUUGUGUCAACCCUGACUCUGCUUUCUAAGCACCUUAGGAAUAAGCUUCCUCAUCACUCCAUCCUCUUUGAGGUACCUGCUUAGUCCUUAAUCUCCAUUUACUCUUCACAACAAAACAACCAGAGCAAGAAACUGAAAAACAAAACUGCCAUGUGGUUUAGAACUCUGCAAAUGCUAGGCUUUAAAUUUAUGAUUUAAAAAUUUAAAUCAUAAAAUUGGCUCCUAUUGCUUUCCAUUUUUGUCUGGCCCUUGUAAUAUGUAGUUCCUUUACCUGAAACAGUGCUUUCCUUACCUCUUAACCUUCAGGUAUUGGUUUAAAUUUCACUCGAUUUGCCUUCUUCCUCUGCCAGGACAAGAGAGGAGUUUCUAUCAGUCAAGGGUUCCUUUUGAGGUGUGACUGAAAGGUCCACGGGGAACCCAGAGAACAGUGGACCACAGAAAUAGCUUGACUGGGUCAAGUCCCACUGUGUUCCCUGCAUCCCCUGCCAAUAUCUUCUCAGGUGUCACCAGCUCCAGAAGCCUGCAGUGGAAUGAGUAGGGACAGAUAGGCCCUUUGCUCCCUCCCAAAAGAACCCUGGUCUGCUUUGGUGGCUUUGUCAUCAACUCUCUCAGUGGAGUAUAAGAAACUGAGAAAAGUUGUUGAAGUUGAGAGCCAAGGAUAAUUGUGGGAUUGAGGUUCAUCCCACAGCUCAGCCUAGCCUGUGGUCUACUACCCAUCUACCCCUUGUGAAAGCUGAGCUCCAAGGGGACAGGACAGUGUAGGUCUCAUCACUGCUGAGUGGGAUUUUUAUGAGCUUCAAUAUUAGUGAAUUUUGGGAAUUAAGGAUUUAAGGGAAAUUCAAAAUUAGGUUUAGGAUCCAAAAUGUCCUGGAUAAAAGAUUGUCUUUGAAUCUGAAGAUUGAUUGACUGCAUGGUAACUGAAUUAGGGCUAACACACUAACUGAAAUGAUCUGUGUAUUGCCCCACCCACUAGAAAAACUAGUAAUGAAUAAAUGUUUGGAUAGUGA